GAUUUCCUGCAAUACAGAGCCUCAUCCAUUAGUGUAGGGGCAGGGAUCCAGGCCAUCUUCCUACAGGGCAGGAAUCUACUGCUGCUCUCAGCCCGUCAUCCCUUCUCCAGUGCAGGGCAGCAUGACUGGCCAUUCCGCGGCCAGCUGGCCUCAUUCCUCUCGUCCCUGAAUGCCCUCGCCGAAGGGCGACCCUGUCCCUGUGGCAUGUCCUGGGGUGCUGCACGCAGCUCUUGUCAUUUCCUAAAUGCCUUCCUCGUCCCCGUUGACGAGGGGGCGCACAGACAGAAUGAAAGGGAGUCCUUCCACAGAGGGGCUGAGCUUCAGGAGGAACUUGUUGGGGGCCGUCUAAUCCCACAGAUGUUUUGUGCUUGCCUGCUACCGCCCUCCUCUUUCCAGCGGGUGGAACACAUUCCCAAGGGGAACAACUGUCUGGACGCGGCCAAGGCCUGCAACCUCGACGACACCUGCAAGAAGUACAGGUCUGCGUACAUCACCCCGUGUACCACCAGCAUGUCCACUGAUGUCUGCAACCGCCGCAAGUGCCACAAGGCCCUUCGGCAGUUCUUUGACAAGGUCCCGGCCAAGCACAGCUACGGGAUGCUCUUCUGCUCCUGCCGGGACAUCGCCUGCACAGAGCGGAGGCGACAGACCAUCGUUCCCGUGUGCUCCUAUGAAGAGAGGGAGAAGCCCAACUGUCUGAAUCUACAGGAUUCCUGCAAGACGAAUUACAUCUGCAGAUCUCGCCUUGCGGAUUUUUUUACCAACUGCCAGCCAGAGUCAAGGUCUGUCAGCAGCUGUCUAAAGGAAAACUACGCUGACUGCCUUCUCGCCUACUCGGGGCUUAUUGGCACAGUCAUGACCCCCAACUACAUCGACUCCAGUAGCCUCAGCGUGGCCCCAUGGUGUGACUGCAACAACAGUGGGAAUGACUUGGAAGAGUGCUUGAAAUUCUUGAAUUUCUUCAAGGAUAACACAUGUCUUAAAAAUGCAAUUCAAGCCUUUGGCAAUGGCUCUGAUGUGAUUGUGUUGCAGCCAGCCCUCCCAGUACAGACCACCACUGCCACCACUACCACCACCACCUUCCGGGUCAAGAACAAGCCCCUGGGACCAGCAGGCUCCGAGAAUGAAAUCCCCACUCAUGUUUUGCCACCAUGUGCAAAUUUACAGGCACAGAAGCUGAAAUCCAAUGUUUCGGGCAGCACACACCUCUGUCUUUCUGAUCAUGAUUAUGAAAAGGAUGGUCUUGGUGCUUCCAGCCACAUAACCACAAAAUCAAUGGCUGCUCCUCCAAGCUGCAAUCUGAGCCCACUACUGGUUCUGGUGGUAACUGCUCUGUCCACCCUAUUUUCUUUAUCUUUGGCAGAAACAUCGUAGCUGCAUUAAACACCAACAACAACAACAACAACAACAACAAACAGUAUGGACAUGUACAAAGACAAAAACCAAGUUAUCUGUUUCCUGUCCUCUUGUAUAUCUGAAAUUCCAGUUUUAGGAGCUCAGUUGAGAACCAGUUCCUCCCAACUGGAAUUUUCUUUUUCUUUCUUUCUUUCUUUUUUUUUUUUUUAUUUUAAGAAAGCUUCUUGUGAUCCUUAGGGGCUUUUGUGGAAAAUCUGAUGCAAUGCUACAUUCCAAACUCAGAAGGCUUUGUGACAUGCUGUAUUUUAAAGGGUCAGUUUGUAAAUUUGACUUUAAAGCAAACUGGGGUCAUGUUUUUCAUGAUGAUGAGGAGGAGGAGAAUGAUUUUAGUAGUUUUACUUCUGGCCUUUACUAGCCAGAGAAGAAGUUAAUAUUUCUAAAGAAUCUUCUAUAUCUCAUGUAAUGGCUUUGAUUUCUAAUGACAUAAACUGCAGUCUGACACGAACGCCAAGCUUUUUGUGCCACAAAGCGAAGGUUCUCAUCAAGAGAGAACCUUGUGGAAACAAGCUUGUACUGAUGUUCACUUUUCUAUAUGUACUAGCAUUUUCCAUGCUGAUUGUUUAUGUACUAUAAACAGUUCUGCACUCUCCUCCCAGACAAAAAACACCUAUCAUAUCCAAAUAUAGUAUCUGUCUUUUAGUCAAAAUAGAGAGGGGGAAUGGGUGUGCAAUGUCAUGGUACCUCGAUCACUGAGUGACACUCUCCUGAUCCUAAGCCUUACCUGAGAAGUCCUUAACCUAACAAGAGUCAAAUAUAGCUGUCGCAUUGCUCUAAUACUCUUUACACUUAUGAGGUUAUAUGUAGAAAAAAAUUUUACUACUAAAUGAUUUCAACUAUUGGCUUUCUAUAUUUUGAAAGUAAUGAUACUGUCUUCAUUUUUUUACUGAUGGUUUAAUACAAAAUACACGGAGCUUGUUUUACCCUCA
Carlito syrichta (Philippine tarsier) is the source of this 2342-nucleotide messenger RNA. RefSeq names its product GDNF family receptor alpha-1-like. Gene Ontology annotation, biological process: nervous system development. NCBI's taxonomy places the organism in Eukaryota, Metazoa, Chordata, Mammalia, Primates, Tarsiidae. Gene Ontology annotation, molecular function: signaling receptor activity. Gene Ontology annotation, cellular component: external side of plasma membrane; signaling receptor complex. The transcript has 8 exons. The record is from RefSeq and is a predicted model, not a curated record. The annotation marks the transcript as partial.